AUGCCGCUUCUUGAGAACGCCAAUUUGCAUAUAAGCGGCAAUAUCGAAAGGGGCGAAGUACCAAACUUGCGGAGCUUUUCGAAGAUCAGUGUUCUUUCCGACUUGUACUUCGACUGUGAUGAGUUCACAGGCAAGCUCAAUGAGACUAAUCCAGAUGGUCUACCCGGAGAGGUAGUCUGUUCGUCUGAGCAGACACGGGCAGAUUCCACGGCAGAUAUACAUGGCGACGAUCGUGAUGCGGCCGCGCUCCUUAGUAGCGGAGGUGUUGGGCCCAUGUUUGCGUAUGCUGUUGCAGUUGUUGGUCUAGUGGGGGUCUUGUUCUAA
Molecule: messenger RNA, 324 nt
Organism: Aspergillus calidoustus
Lineage: Eukaryota; Fungi; Ascomycota; Eurotiomycetes; Eurotiales; Aspergillaceae
Source: the annotation of a GenBank genome assembly